AUGGUGGGAAGAAGGAAAAACCGCCCGGCUGCACAGCCUGCUGUCAGGACUCCUAGUAUUUCUACGCGUUCUGGGCGCACCGUACAAGAUCCCAUUCCAAUUCCCACUACUACUCGUGGAAGAGGUCGAGGCCGAGGACGUGCUCGCGGCCGUGGCCGUGCCAGUCUUCCUGGCCAUCUUCCUUCUAAUGAAUCAAGCGAACCAGAAGUUCGCUCGCACAUCCUCAAAUUAAAAUUUUCAUCAUUCCAACUAAUUCAACCUGCUGAUUCCGAUGAUGUCCCCGAUGGGGAAAAUGAAAAUGGAACCAGUGCGGUCUCACAAGACCCAGAGACCCCGAGCACUCGGCGUCCUCGACAUCCUCGGACUGUUCCUGAGUCCUCGCGGACCACCCGGCAGUCAGCAAGACUGAAGCCGGAUGGAGAUGGCGCCUUCGAAGAAGAUGUCUCGCCGACCAAGGUCGUUGACAAUCAAAACAACCAGCCAGAUGAUGACAUGGAAUCUCACCAGUAUGAUGAGGAAUUCAAGUCCGAACCUCCUUUCGAAAAAGUCUCUCAAUCUCCUGAACCUCGCAUAGUUGCUUCAGCCCCCGUGUCGCCUGGAGCUAAAGAAAAGACCGAGGACACUCCCGCUGGUCAAAGUCCCAAGAUUUCACAGAUUGACGAAGCGUCAUUCAGUGCAGUGUCUUCACCUCGAAUUUCGCGCAAGCGGAAGUCACUCGAAUUGCAAAAUGGAACCCCGGAUGUUGAUUCCGAGGACACUAUAAACAAAAAGGCCCGAACUGAUGAGACUGAAACGUCUCCUGAGGACAUUCCUAUUCCUUCAGAAGAAUUUGACCCCCCUGCUUACGACUCUACCGUUCGAGGAGGCCGUGGCGGUCGAGGAGCCCGUGGCGGCCGGGGUCGAGGACGUGGCCGGGGCCGUGGUCGCGGAGGCCGCGGUGGAUUCGUCGGUCCAAUUCGACCUACAGCUGUUACCAAGCCUCGAGGUGGUCGAGGACGUGGCCGUGCCAAGGCCACCAUUAUAAAACGCGGCAAGAAAAUCGAAGACGAGAUCUGGGACGUCGCCGAAAAUUGGCGUGGUCCCACCCCAUCGCCUACUCCAGAAUCAAUGCCAACAAAAACUCGCCAGGAGGAAAUGUCCGCGCUUUUUAAGAAGGUUGGCCAGGCCCAGAGUAUUGCGCUGAGUUUCAUGGCCGAUCAGACCAUGCACAAGCUUGCUCGCGAGAAAAAUGGACACAAAGAAUGUCCUGAAUUCGAACAAGUCCAGCGGGAUCUGGAUGAGUACGAACGCAAGGCAAUUGAGAGACUGAACAAUGAGUACAAGGUGAAAACUGAGAUGGAGUCUCGGAAGUAUGAGGGCAAUGUUCACAUUAUAAAAGACACUGCAAGGCUGCUCAUCGAGCAAGUCCAAGAGGAGAUGGUUACGAUGCUUAUGGGCAAGAUGAUGGCCCUGAUCCAGGGCCGCAGGGUGGCCGAGGACGAUGAACACACCGAGGUACAUACUCUUGAAGACUUCCCGAAAUCGAAUACGCAGCUAAUCAGGCUCCAGUAUGAUACAUCGGAUUCAGAACAAUCCGUGAAGCAAUUCCUUUUCCGAGACGGCGAGACGGCGGUAAGACAGGUAGAGCGUGGAUUUGCAGCCGAUGCAGUUCGAGACCCGGAAGGGGCAGUUGACUUUGUGGCAGCGGAGGAGGGAUGGGAGGAAUUUGUCCAGAGAGUACGGCUGGGUCGCUUGAACGAGGAGAUUGCACCAACAGAAAUUACCGACGAAGAUGCUCUGCGAACCUACGCCAAGGAUGCCUUCGGCAGCAUGCUUCAUGCAGCCACCUACAUCCACGAGCAAGAGGCGAGUGGAAAAGUCGUGGGUUACGAUGGUGCCGCUGAUUUCCCCGUGCACCCACGGGCACUUUCCAUUCUGGCAGACGCAGCUCUGACCGAGCCCGUGCCCCAACAUCUUCCAAUGAUGCGCACCGACCCCGGCACCCACCACCGUGCUCUCCUCCCCCAGCCCACCCACGCCCACCCGGGCCCUCCUCCCUCCUCCCUCCACGGCCACGGGCCAACCGACCCGCGGUCCUUCAUCCUCCCACGGCCCACCCCAACCCAGCAGCCGCGGCGCCUUCUCCCCGCCCGCCAGCAGCUGGGUUUCGGGGAUGGGCCUGCCGGACCCCGCCCGCAAUGA
Penicillium mononematosum is the source of this 2181-nucleotide messenger RNA. RefSeq lists its product as uncharacterized. NCBI's taxonomy places the organism in Eukaryota, Fungi, Ascomycota, Eurotiomycetes, Eurotiales, Aspergillaceae. The record is from RefSeq and is a predicted model, not a curated record. The coding region runs from base 1 to 2181 and encodes 726 amino acids. The transcript is spliced from 3 exons.